AUGGAGAGUCAAAAGCGGGAAACUUCGCCCAGACCAGCACUGGUCAAUAACUCAGUUUUCUCCACACCAAGCUCACUGAGACAAUCACCACGGGAUCGGUCUCGUAGCCCGCAACGUACAGUUCACUAUGACUGUGAGGAAAAAGCUAUGGAAGAAUCUCCUGUAAAUCGCAGUUUAAUGAAUCCUCAUUAUCGACCGUUGUCCGCGUCCCGGACGCCUACUUCGACAGAAAGCCGAAUGACGAUUCAUGAAUUUGACCAUACUAUGUCCAACUGGUCCCUCGCUCCGUCUGGGAUGAUAAGCGCGCCGUUAGGUCGAACCUCCUUUCGCACACCCCCUCUUCAAGUGCCUCGUCGGUUCACAUCUAACACCAUAGAGAGUAGGCGUAUGGUAGCUCCAUGGACAAAGGCCCCACCACGUCCCCCCAUGCCCAAAAGAGCUGGUUCUCAUGAUGUGGAUCGAUUGCAAAGUACAACGACUACAAAUCGAAGAUCUGAGAUGGUGUAUCGGCCAACAGAGCCGGCAAGAAACCAAACCAUUUACGAAGAGCAGCAUCUUCACAAGUUGAAUCAUAAUGAACCCUCAGAAGACACAAUCAAAGAGCAAGAGAUAGAAGAUUCUUUAAACACGACUGUUGCAUCUAAUGGUGGUAGUCCAUUUGACCCAAGGCGUGGUGAUGACUCAGGACUAACAGAACUGGAGCGCGUGUGGGCACGCAAACGUAUGACCAAGAUUCGAACAGUACGACAGACUAUACUACCUGAAAAGCAUAAAUCUGAGCAUAAUAAUCACCUCCCUGUGCGUGAUUAUGACAGUCCGGCAGAGUUGACUACCACAGGUUCAGAAGAGUCAAAAAUGCGAGAUCACGUUGAGACGAAUGGCAACGAUGGAUUCCAAAAUAUCUCACGUAAAAGUAGCUCGCCACUGGCCAUUCUUGAUCUGCAAAAUAUGAGCAAACUUCAAACUCUGAAAUUAACAGAAUCAUCAAUUCAGGAAUCUAAUCAGCGGAACACUCCGUCAAAGGGGUCAACAGAAUUCAGAAAAGUAUCUAUUGAAAUGAGUCAGACUGGAGCACAGGAGCAAGAAACUCCGCCAAAUAUUGUGCCUUGUCAGUAUUCCGCUUCGAUUCGCCCGGUUGUGACAGGACUGCGCAACGAACAUAUGGAUCACCACGGCUCACUCGAGAAACUACAAAGGCCUCCUAUUUCCUCUACCAAAUCAGAAAACGUGGGGUGUGAAAUCAAGGGUUUGAUGAUUAAAGCUGUGAUUUCUCAUGAGGAAACCACUGUGUCUACAGAGAAUAUCACCCAAACGAAGGAAGCCAUAAGUAAAGAUAAAACGGAUAUCAAACAACCGACUGAUCGAUAUUCACGAUCGUUAGAGCAGAGAAAUUUCCUCUCUCAAGAAGUCAGUCUCAAACCGACUGGUGAGACAUCAAAGGAGCCAAAUUCAAACAUCGUUGCUGUUUCAACGGAGAAGAUGAUGACUCUAACCACACAUCUGCAGACUGCGCCAGACUCAAGAGCAGUGAGUAUGUCGAAGUUGACAAUUGCUUUGCCCGAUAUACAGCGACCGAACUCAACCGCAUUCAACAUGAAUGAAAUCAAAAUCCCUCGACCCAUGACCACAACCGCGGUCACAGCUCCAACAAGUACGACUACCACCACCGGUACUACCACCACUCCGACCCCCGUCUUGAUGAAUCCUGGUACGGGCAGGCUAUCAGCCCUGACACCAAUGGCAACUAUUGUCGAAUCUACAACAAGAACAACAACAACAACAACUGCAUCCAAAACAAUUAAACGUAGUCCACCCGAGCUGAUGGAAAAACCCAAGUUGCACCUCUCCAAUGGUGCAAUACCAAAUCAAACACAUGUCACUGAUCUACAACUGAUUAAACCACAACCGAGACCUGAGUUAUCAUAUUCCGACGGGAAAAUGAACUUGGCAGUUACAGAUCGUCUGUCCGCUUCCGCGGGCGGAAACAAAGUCCAGACUGUUUGGUCCUCAUCUCAGACCAAAGAACCGGUGUUCGAAACGAUGCAACGACCACCAUAUCCAACUUUGUUUGACAUUUUGCAUCAUUGUAAUAUCUUACGUGUGGUUCUGGAUCCAAACAUCCCCAGCCAGAGUAAACAGCUUGGAUUGCACCUGGGUUUAUCCAAAUUCCCCUUGGACGAUAUUCAACGGGCAAGCAGUAUUCAACGCCUACAACAACAACAGCAGCAGUCAGCUAACACAGGAUCAAAGGACACUCUGAAUUCGGUUGGAAGUGAGAGUCAAUACGGACCAAAGGGUCCUAAACCUCGGAUCAGACCACGUGAAGGUAGUGCAUUUCGCGCAGUCGAGUAUCGUCGACUGGAAGAUGCCCCCGAUAUAGUUACCAUUGAACGAGUAGAUCCUGACUCACCGGCAGCUAUUGAAGGCGGGCUGACUGCAGGCACCUUGCUGUUGGAGAUCAAUGGUAAAACUCUGCUACCAACAGCUGAUUCGGAUGACCUAUCGACUUCUUCCAUCGGUUUGUUAAGAUUAGCUGUCGAACAGCUCCAGGCAGCAAGCCAGGCCGGACGUCUGGGUGAGGCGGCAUUAGUAAGGAUCACAGCGGCCAGGUAUCAUAAUCGAUUCGGUGUGGAGAACAAGGUAGAUACCCCGGAAAGAAUCUCUUUGGCAAAUCGGCGAUUUAUCAUUGGCAAAGCAAUGAAUGAUACGGAAUUGGAGGAUCAAAUAUUGUCUUGGAGGAAGACACCAAGUUCUAUUAUCAGUUCAGAUGCAGCUUCAUUACGAAGUAGUCGAAGAAAAUCGGAUGUGUCUCUGGGCCGCACGUCUCUCGCAUCGCAAUCCGAAGCGGGUACGUGCACACCGAUCAACGGCAGUCAGUCGGAACCCAACUCUGACACAUCGCGUGCACAGUCCGUGGACGCUGUUGGUCCCAAAGAUGGACUUGUUUGGUUCCCGGCAUCACGGGUCACAUUUAAACCGUCCCCACUUACAAUGGAACGUUCCACGAGAAUGAUGCGAAACGCUGAAGCAUGGUCAUGA
This is a messenger RNA of Echinostoma caproni, 3039 nucleotides long. Lineage: Eukaryota; Metazoa; Platyhelminthes; Trematoda; Plagiorchiida; Echinostomatidae. The record is from the annotation of a GenBank genome assembly.